AGUCCGGAAGUGCAGGAGUAUCCUGAUCUUCUUCCAAGACAAACUCGUUCUCUUCCCCAAAACCGAUCUAGGGGUUUGCUCGCUCUCCAACAGGUGUCUACGCGCGUGUCCCUCUUCAUCCACACCUGGAUCACACUAGGACCACUAGGAUGCCAAGCAACUUAGAUGACAACCGGACUUGGAUGUACAAAGAGAGAAGGAAAGUUGUUCACUCGAUCUACCCAGAUUUGGGGGAAAUGAAGAAAAUUUCAAGCGAGUGUAUGCAUUUUUGACAUUAUACACUCCGGAAUUAGCCGUCUGUCAUCACGUCAUGGUAAAAGUGCAAGUUUGUAUAUAGAGAAAACCAUACAAGCCCCUAAAUACCGGACGGCCUCUUCCACUAAAACUACAACAAUGGAAGCAGGCCCUUGAUGACACAAGAAUCGUUCUAUCGACCUAGCUCAGGUCGAAUUUUCGUGCUUUAUUUAACGGACCGUGCAUGUGCUUUUUAUGACCCCCAGAGAUGUUUCAUUCUAAAUAAUCGAGUUUUUUCCUUCCGAAAAAGGGUGUUGUCAGGAUUUCGAGUUUUAGCGUCCAUUACAAGAUGGUGCUUCCAACUGACGAGCACAGAAGAUCUCCCCUCGACCCGCACCAGCUCUACGCCUCUACACAGGUAGAAGCUCAGAGAAUAAAAAACACACAACGGCCUGCAGUUUAGAGAAAAGGGAGAGAUCAUUCAGCUGGUUUCAAUCAUCCCCGAUUAAACUAAUCACACAAUCAAGCUGAGCCAGGUUAGAGAGCAAAGACACCAAGUUAACCGCCGAACCAUGUGUCCGCAAUCCAACAGGAAUCUCCGGAGAGCUCAUAUAUAUGGCGCCAGCACUGCCCAGAGACACCACCUCGCUGCAACAACAAAGAAGCCACGCACACACACUAGACACUACACACAACUCAACGCUAGCUAGUGCAAAGAUCAGCACAGCUGCAGGAUUGCAAGCCGGAGCUGAGCUAUGGUGAUGCCGGCCUCCACUGCAUCAUCGGCGGCGUGCCGGGACACGGCGUCGGGCGCCGGCAUUCCGACGGUGGACAUGUCGGCGCCGUGGGGGCGCGCGGAGCUGUCGCGGCAGAUGGUGGAGGCGUUCGCGGAACGGGGCUUCUUCAAGGCCGUCAACCACGGCGUGCCGCCGCGGGCGCCCGCAACGCUGGACGCGGCCACGGCGGCCUUCUUCGAGCGGCCGGCGCCGGAGAAGCAGGCGGCGGGGCCGCCGGACCCGCUGGGCUACGGCAGCCGCAGCAUCGGGUCCCACGGCGACGUCGGGGAGCUGGAGUACCUGACCCUGCACGCGGACCCGGCCGCGGUGGCGCGCCGGGCCGUGGCCAUCGAUAGGGAGGACCCUUCACGGUUCAGUGAGGCGGUGAACGAGUACGUGGGAGCAGUGAGGCGCCUGGCGUGCCAGAUCCUGGACCUUCUGGGAGAGGGUCUCGGCCUCGAGGACCCCACGGCCUUGAGCAAGAUAAUCACGGUAUCCGACAGCGACUCCAUUAUCAGGAUCAACCACUACCCUCCAUCAUCUGCCGCCGCGAGCUCCGUGGGCUUCGGCGAGCACUCGGACCCGCAGAUCCUCAGCGUCCUCCGCGCCAACGACGUCGACGGCCUGCAGGUGCUCCUCCCCGACGGCCGCGGCCAGGACACCUGGGUUCAGGUGCCCGCCGACCCGGCUGCCUUCUUCAUCAACGUCGGCGAUCUCCUUCAGGCUUUGACAAAUGGCAGGCUGGUGAGCAUCCGGCACAGGGUGAUGGCCAGCACCAGCAAACCGAGGCUGUCCACCAUCUACUUCGCGGCGCCGGCGCUGCACGCGCUCAUCUCGGCGCUGCCGGAGACGGUGACCUCUGACGCGCCGCGCCGGUACAGGCCAUUCACCUGGGCAGAGUACAAGAAGAACAUGUACACGCUCAGCCUGAGCCACAACCGCCUCGAGCUCUAUAACGCCGUCAAUGCCGAUGCCGGGGAAGCUAGGCCGCGAUCAGGAAUAGCUAGCUGAGUCCAAGCUGAUAUGAUGGUGCGUAGAUGUAGGGUUUGUAUACAAAAUUUUGGCUCCUUGGCAGCUAUUAACUGCCGAUUUCUUGGUAUUUAGUAUUAUGCUGAUUUACUUUGUAACUGUUACUUAGUAUAGUAACAGAUUCAGGGUUGUGAGAUGUAAUUGUGUAGUAGAUCUAUGAUGAUGUACUGUAUUCUUAUUCUUUUUCUCUUCCUUCUGUAUUGUAGGCUGUCCGGAUCAAUAACCUAUUUGCAGUGUUCCCUCUGCUAUAUUGCAA
This is a messenger RNA of Brachypodium distachyon (stiff brome), 2295 nucleotides long. Its product is annotated as gibberellin 2-beta-dioxygenase 6. The record is from RefSeq and is a predicted model, not a curated record. Bases 990 to 2021 code for a protein of 343 amino acids. The transcript is spliced from 5 exons. Lineage: Eukaryota; Viridiplantae; Streptophyta; Magnoliopsida; Poales; Poaceae. Gene Ontology annotation, biological process: gibberellin catabolic process; response to light stimulus.